Molecule: messenger RNA, 2392 nt
Organism: Hypanus sabinus (Atlantic stingray)
Lineage: Eukaryota; Metazoa; Chordata; Chondrichthyes; Myliobatiformes; Dasyatidae
Product: transmembrane protein 125-like
Exons: 1
Coding region: 1313-1975 (220 amino acids)
Source: RefSeq, a predicted model, not a curated record
GGGAGCAAAAGUGGAGGCGGAGUCAAAGCUUGCUCACAAGAGAUUUACCUGAAACUGGAAAACAGCACAGCAGGCUCCACCCUCAAGAUUCCGGAAAAAUCUGCCAAACUGCAGGAUGAAAACUGACAAUGGGUUUACUUUCUUCUUCGAGAUAGUUGGCUGAAUCAGCAACUCACUCCACCAUGAGAACGGGACUAAUCAGUUACCUGCUUUAAGACGGCAGUAAUUGAUCUGGAAAUUAAACACCUUGCCCUGUGAGAGGCUGGAAAAGAUCAAGGUGAUAUAGCAGAAAGAGCGUCUAACCUGGAGUCAGUGUAAUUGAAUGAGACUGUAAGCUCACCCUGAUAAACAAAGCCUGGAGAAUUCUCACUGUUUGCAAGCUCAGCUUGUAAACAGCAAAUACCCUUUGGAACUGCAGGUUACCAUCACAAUCUGUGCGCAUGGACUAUUUAUGGACUGGAGAACUGCCUUCCUUCACAUCAGGUUUGCACCUUUUAGUUGCAUCUACCUUAGAUAUUAGCCUUAGCAUGAGAAAGCCAUCCAGUGUGAAACUGCACCAUUGGCUGAAGCUCAUUACUAAUAAGGAGCAGGAUGCUGGAGAGAUUUGACACAGAGAAAUAGCAAGAUUGCAUUAAGAAAAGCAGCAAUAGUCAUCCAUCGGUGAACUUUAUGUUAUCCUGUCUUCUGAGAUAACUCCAGGCGCAGCAAAUCAUCGGAAGUGCAUCUUUUCCUCGACCCCGUUGUGAGAGAUGGGAAUCGUUAUGGAACUGAGUAAGGAAGAGAAUUAGACAAGAUAGUGUGUUUCAAGGCACUGGGUGAAUCCAUAGGACAGACGCAGACUUAUGGAUGGUUGGAAUAAUGUUACCUAUGAUUUUCCUGUGAACUUCUGCAAACCUACUAACACGCAAGGCAAAUAAAUGUCCGGGCAUAUAUCCAAGGCUGCUAUAUUUGUAGUAUCGAGGAUGUGCAGAAGAAUAUGAAUGAAAAGGUGAUACUGAAAAGCAUAAUGUGGAAUUUAAAAUGUCUAUUCAACUGAAAAACAUGUUCAAAAAUGAGGUGAAUACUGCUUUCCAGUUCCUGAAGUUUCUGUUAACUAAUCUGAUGUGAUAUGGCUAUAUAUUAAGACCAUGAUUCUCUUGUUAUCUAUAGGUUCUAAAUUAAUCUGAACAACUUUAAAGAUUUUCGUCAAAUAAUUAUUCAAUUAGUAGAACACUUUUGAGUUUUGCUAUAUGUGUUUUCAAAAUCUUGUAUAUUUCUAAGACUUAGAUAGAUAUUGAUUUUCCUUUUGAAUGACUGUGGACAAUUUCUCCAGAUGUCUGAGCAUUCUGAGAUCACAUCUGGCCGACCACCAGCAAAUCCUUUUCGUAUCCAACAGAGUAUCCUGGAGGAUCAGGUGGAACUGUGGUGGUUCCAGGACCUUAAGCGCUCAAUCUUAUGUUACUCAGUGGCUGUGGUGCUGAUCCUGGCCACUGGAUUGGGAGGAAUUGUUUUAUUGUCUACAGCCACUAGUAAAUCGAGUGAAUGGCGGCUGGGAGUUGGAACCAUCCUGUGCCUCCUAGCUUUAGGCAUCCUCUUAAAGCAGCUGCUAAGCUCUGCAAUCCAGGAUAUGAACUGUAUGAGGAACCGGACCCAAAUUAACAAGCUGAGAAGUGGAGGGUCAAUUGAUUAUUUGCUUAUUUUAAUUGCUGGAUUUGUAAUACUCAUAUGUGGUUAUGUGCUGAUAAUCCUGGCAAAUUCCGAUCCUCAUCUCUCAGUCAGGUCCUGGAGUGACAUGUUAAUUGCAGGUGUUGCUAUUACACUGUUUGGCUCCAUCAUUCUUCUCCUGCUCCUUCUCUACAGUUUAGUCUUCAGGCUUUGCCCCCACGUGGUCUCUGGGACUUCAGGUAGAGCGGAACUGAGCAUUUAUGUCAUUCCCGCAGCUGUUACAGAUGAGAGGCAAAGACAAGUCUCUUCCAGUACAGCCAACCUGAUAUAGGAUGGGCACUCCCGAUCAACAUAAGGAAUUGUUUAAACAGUGAAAUGACUGGUUUGUCUCGCUUUUGUAGUGGACACAGAGCACAUAACAGCAGGAAUAAGCUUAUAAUUAAUUAAUACCAAAAUCAAAUUUGUUUGAGUCUAAUCUUAAACUUUAGUAGGCUGGUAGGAAUCUGGCACAACAUACAAGCAGAAAUUUGAUAUCACCUUAUGAAAAGAUUAACCCAUUGCUAAUCAAUGGCUGUAGACUAAUCACUGCAGUUGUCACAAAUGGCACUCACAACAAAGCACUUUGGUUCUGAUAUAUUACAGGAGCAAACUGAAUUAAUGUCAAACAUAAAUGCACUUUGCUUUGGCCAAGUCAGGAACAAAAGGUACUGUUUAGCUGCUUAUAAUAAAUGCAAAUAACUGUUAAAUA